This is a messenger RNA of Leptosia nina, 1395 nucleotides long. The record is from the annotation of a GenBank genome assembly. Lineage: Eukaryota; Metazoa; Arthropoda; Insecta; Lepidoptera; Pieridae.
AUGGCAAAAUUAAGCGUCAUUACAUUAUCUCUAAUUGUUUGGAGUGCAACGGCGCAUCCAGAUUCCAUACAGUUGAAUCGUGUGGUAAGGUCACCUCACUAUGGUAGUUUUGAGUUUCACCCAUUCCCACCACCACCAUACCCUUUCUUUCAAACAAAUAAUUGGAGCGGUAUCACAAAAACCUCUGAUGGCAAUACCCAGGGAGUGUACAGUGGUGCAUCUGCUAGUGCUAGAAAUACAGGAUCGACUUCUGGACAAGCACUGUCACUAGCAUCAGCGGACUGUGACGAUGACACCUCAGGGCAAUCUGGUGUUAUUUCCGGCAAAGAGAGUGGAAAUGGCUUUACGGAGCAAGGUCACGGUGGCGUAUUCGGAGGCUACGGAGGACAUUUCAGUUCCCAGAAAGAAAGUCAUUAUUCUUCUCAAAGUGGAGGAGGAAAAUUUGGAUUUGGCGAUUCCUUUAGUGACAAUAAGGGCCAUUUACAAACAGGAGGUAUAUUCGAUAUUUCUAAGAACGGAAAUGGUCAGGCAGCAUCGAAUGGCUUCGCAAGUGCAAAUUCCCAAAGCUCUAAUUUUGCAAAAGAAAAUGUAGAUGGACAACAACAAGUUGAAUUAAUAAAUGGAGGUUUACAGAGAGGUGACCAAGGACAAAGUAACCUUAUCACAAGCAAUCAAUCCGGUUUUGGAGGAUUUAAACAUCAAGAACAAGGCGGUGGUUUAGCUGGCUACAAAGAGAGUGGAGUGGGCCAACAAACAGGUUCUAAUGGAUUUGAAAAUACUCAAUUUGGACGCGACUUUAACAAACAACAAGAAGGUAGUGGACUAAGUACUAUUGAUGGUAAACAGGAUACUAAUGGUGUUUUCAAAUUCGAGGGACAACAUAAUGUUGGUUUCGACCAGGGCGGCUUCAGUCAACAGCAUGGCCAACACGAACUUCAACAAACAGGUGGGUUUCUUCAAAGUCAAGAAAAUAUAAGACCUGAACAACAAAAUGCACAAACAGGAUUAGCGGGAUCUGGCACGGGUCAAGCUUCGUCAUAUUCUUACGGGAGAGGUUUCGGUUAUAAUCGAAGUUUCCCUGGAUACGGGCGUCUUACUUAUGGUCGGCACUAUGAUAAUAGCUUCGACAACUCCAGAUACCAAGAAAGUGAGAAAAAUCAAGCACAACAAAAGCAAUCAGAAUCUGAAUUUACUAAUAACGCAAAUGAAGCCACCCAAGGUUCUGGCAGCCACGAUUCAUCAUCAACCAUCGGAGGAGCCUUGAAUCUCGCUUCGCAAAGUCUUGAUGCUGCGAAAAAAGCUGGUUGUAGCACAUGUAAUAAAGAAGGAGGCUAUGCUUUUAGUAAUGCUAAAAGCCAUAGUGGAUCGGCCAUUGCUGUCGCUAUCGGUGGUUAA